This is a messenger RNA of Alligator mississippiensis (American alligator), 834 nucleotides long. Its product is annotated as transmembrane protein 53-like. Gene Ontology annotation, molecular function: serine hydrolase activity. The record is from RefSeq and is a predicted model, not a curated record. Lineage: Eukaryota; Metazoa; Chordata; Crocodylia; Alligatoridae. The coding region runs from base 1 to 834 and encodes 277 amino acids. The transcript has 2 exons.
AUGCAGGCGGCGCCCGCCGUGGCCCCAGAGACGCCCGCCCCGACGGGCACCGUCCUGGCCCCCACCAUCCGCCUGUACCGGCUGGAGGAGGGCACCGCGUGCCCCCCACCCACGGCCAGCGGCCCCCUACUGCUGCUGCUGCCCUGGCUGGGGGCACGGCCACGCGCCAUCGCCCGCUAUGUGGCCCUCUACCAGCAGCGCGGCAUGGAUGUGCUGGUGGCCGAGACCACGCUGUGCCACUUCUUGUGGCCGCGGCAAGGCCUGGCUUACGCGGGGCGGGUGCUGGCGCUGCUGGAGGAGACCCCGGCGCUGGGCGCCCGCCCGCUGCUGGUGCACGCGCUCUCGGCCGGCGCCUACGCCUUCGCCCAGAUGCUGGUGCACCUGAGCCGGGCGCCCGAGCGGCACGGGCAGCUGGCAGCACGCGUCCGCGGCCUCGUCUAUGACAGCCUGGUCACCGGCGACCUGGCCAACGCCGCGCUGGGUGUGGCACAGGCAACCGGGGCGCGAGGGCUGCGGCCGGCAGUGGCAGUGGGCACGCUGCUGUACCUGGGCCUGUGCCGCAGCUGCACGCAGCGCUACUACGCGGCAGCCCAGGCCGCCUUCGCCCGCCCGCCGCUGCGCUGCCCGGUGCUGCUCUUCCACGGCUGUGACGACCGGCUGUGCGACCCCACCGGGCUGCGGGCACUGCUGGAGGCCUGGCGCGGCGCCGGUAUCCCUGUGCACGUGCAGGCCUGGCAGCAGUCGGUGCACGCGGGGCACCUGCGGCGGCACCCCGAGGAAUACCGCGCCGCCCUGACCGCCUUCCUGGUGCAGCUCAACCUCGGCCUGCCCUGA